AUGACAGAGAUCUCUUUGAAAGAACUGGAGCACGCUUUACGAAGCAUUCAAGUAUCCAAUGUAGGCGUAUUAGUUACCGCUCCAUACUGCGAGCACUGCAUUGUGCAUUCUCCAAGGACAGUUUCAGGCGCAUGUUUCUGGCUUUAUUAUUAUUCCCUCAAUCUUCAUGAAGAGGUCCUGUUCCUUAGUCAAGCACCAAGGAGCAAGCUGAAACUCUUAUACAUUACCACCUUUGGUUCAACGCUGCUCUGGAUUGUUGUUGGUUUUACCAGUUGCGUACUGCUGGCUAUCUGCACGGAAACUUUCUUCAUCAUCCGAACCUACGCCUUGUGUGAGAGGAGUAAGAAAGUGUUGAUCUCCUUGCUGGCAACCUUGAUUAGCAUCGUGAUUGCAUUAAUUUUGUUAUUCUGUAUAUCAUCUCCGUCGUUCACUCCUCAAAAUGCUUUGGGAUGUUAUACAGAAAAGGAGAGUUAUCUUGUUGCCGUUGCUUAUUCGUUGUUGCUUGCUCUAGAAAUAGCCAUUGGACUCCUGGAAGAACUUGUAGUUUUCACAGCCACCAGUGCCAUAUGGAAGCAUCGACAGACGAAAGGCCUCCUGGCACUCACUCUAAUCCAGCAUAACUUCUUCUAUUUUGGUUUUUCUCAAGUAUGGAUACAGUGGAAUAUUUGUCUGGGAGUUGUGGAUGGCCAACUCGAGGGAAACAGGCAAGACGGUGACAACAACUGGUCAAAUAUCCGACCUGCGCUUUCAAGCCCCGUACGUAGAUUUCCUAAAGGAUGA
This is a messenger RNA of Coniophora puteana RWD-64-598 SS2, 780 nucleotides long. RefSeq lists its product as uncharacterized. The record is from RefSeq and is a predicted model, not a curated record. The coding region runs from base 1 to 780 and encodes 259 amino acids. Lineage: Eukaryota; Fungi; Basidiomycota; Agaricomycetes; Boletales; Coniophoraceae. The transcript has 11 exons.